AUGACCACCGCUCACCGUCCCACCUUUGAUCCGGCUCGAGGCAAAGAAGCGCUCCGUGGCCCGGCCUACCAUCAACGCCUCCUGCCUGCACACACCCAGCUCAAGUUCCGCCAGGCCGGCCAGGGCGGCGAAGCUGACGAUGAACCCCGCGACCUGAGAGCCGAGCUUCUCGCCGCUGAGGCCGCUCACUUCUCCAAGAAGAACGGUGGCGCACCUCCCUCCGCCUCCCCAGAUGACGAUGAGGCGCCUGCCAGCGGCGUGAAGCGCGCUCUUGAGGCGGGAUCACAAGCGGACGGCGAAGAAGAUUUUGAAGCGAAGCGGCGAAGGAUACUGGAGGAGUCAAGAGACAUAGAUGCCGAUUCAGAAGACGACGAAGAAGAGGAUGACGACAGCGACAGUGACGAAGACAGCGAUGAUGAGGAGGCAGAGCUGCAACGUGAGAUGGAGAAGAUUCGGCGUGAGAGGGCCGAGAAGAGGGAGCGUGAAGAAAGAGAGAGGGCCAAGGCCGAGGAGGAGGAGAGAGAGCGGGACAUUGCACUGGGAAAUCCCCUGCUCAACAAGCCCGACUUUAACAUGAAGCGGCGGUGGGACGACGAUGUCGUUUUCAAGAACCAGGCGAGAGGCACAGAAGACAAGGGAAAGAGCAAAGAGUUCAUCAAUGACCUCCUUCGCUCAGACUUCCACCGACGAUUCAUGAGCAAAUACAUGCAUUCCCUUGCUCUUGAAUCAAGUGACAAUGACGACGAGGAAGAGAAGAGCGAGUCCAGACGACAGGGACGUGAUCCUCACCAGGGACAAAACAACUCGGCCGAGAAAGGCGGCGACAUGGCCGACUACCCUGCCUUGAUCGACGCUUUUAAAAUCAUAAAAACCUACAGUGAUGGGGACUCUAAGAGCUCAAAUGAUGAGGGUACGAUUCCGCCGCUGAGAAUCCUGAGGAUUCCGAGGAUUGCGUCAAGGAAAGCCAGCGGUACCGUUUUCCCAAGCGAGUUCUAUAUGAACAAUAUAUUCAAUCAGUCUCCGCAGGCUCUUUUCUCUCACGACCCUUCCUCGAAGCGCUUUACCAACCGGUGCGAUCCACUUGAAAUACUCAUCUACACCGAUGGAGCCUGUUCCAACAACGGCACGUUCGCCGCUCGCGCCGGGUGUGGCGUCGUUUUUAAGCCUGCAACUUCCAGCACGGACACGGGAUGCUUUGGCUUCCGCCUUGAGGAAUGCGGACCUGAUGGUAAGCUAUACCAUCAUACGAGCAACCGUGCCGAACUGCGCGCCGUCAUCGCCGCUUUGCGGUUCCGCUUUUGGCCUGUUGAGGGAUUCAGAAGCCUAGUCAUCGCAACAGACUCGACCUAUGUUGUCAAUGGCGCUACCUCCUGGGCACGUUCGUGGAUGCGCAGAGGGUGGGUUUUGAGCACCGGUAAGCCUGUUAAGAACCGGGACUUAUGGGAAAUGCUGCUCUCGGAGAUCGAAAAGUUCCACGAGAAUGGGAUGAAUGUUCGGCUCUGGAAGAUUCCUCGCAAGCUGAACACCAAAGCCGACGACACUGCCAAGCGUGCGGCUGCUAUCUUUGCAGCGAACCAAAACUUUACUGAUUGUUUGGGACUGCGCGACUGA
Molecule: messenger RNA, 1611 nt
Organism: Colletotrichum truncatum
Lineage: Eukaryota; Fungi; Ascomycota; Sordariomycetes; Glomerellales; Glomerellaceae
Product: Cwf15/Cwc15 cell cycle control protein
Biological process (GO): mRNA cis splicing, via spliceosome
Cellular component (GO): catalytic step 2 spliceosome
Molecular function (GO): RNA binding
Source: RefSeq, a predicted model, not a curated record